Molecule: messenger RNA, 1569 nt
Organism: Scophthalmus maximus (turbot)
Lineage: Eukaryota; Metazoa; Chordata; Actinopteri; Pleuronectiformes; Scophthalmidae
Gene: zmynd12
Product: zinc finger, MYND-type containing 12
Exons: 9
Coding region: 306-1439 (377 amino acids)
Source: RefSeq, a predicted model, not a curated record
UUUCUCUGCCUACAUGACACUGGUGUUGUGUUGAAAAUUCAGACUCACCUUUUACUUUCUUGUACAAUGUUAAAUAUACAGAAAUCUACCUGACAACAGCAAUUAACUUUAUUCCGAUUGGGGGUUUUUUUGUUUGUUAUUUUGUUAGUUUUCACCCAAGGAGGCAAACUCCUUUUCAAUCCUCCUUUGAUGGCUGGUUUGAUCUCAUCUCUCACACAGUAACAGCCACGACAGGAGUCGAGACGACACCCGGCAGUUGAGUGUAAGAAAUUGCACUUUUUUAUUUUUUAUUUUGCAUUGCAACAAUGGAAACACAAGCUACAGUUCGCGGGGCAUCAUCUAAGAUGAUCCCUCUGGCCUUGCCCAAAGGAGAGGAGAGGCUGUGUGAACUCUGUCAGAAGAGAGCGCAGCUGCAGUGCAACCUGUGUCGGGUCACCUUCUACUGUGAUGCAGAGCACCAGCAGGCCGACUGGUUGGGGAUCCACGAGAAAAUAUGUCCGCUGCUUAUACCCAUUCGCACCACAACAAUCCUCAGUCUCCAGCGGGCCGGCCGCAUUGAAACACAGCUCAAAAAGGCGGAGCUGAUAGAGAUUUGCAGGCUGGCCGCUCAGAGGAAGCUGUCCGAGAGAAAACACAGUGAGGCCCUGCCCGCCGCCCAGUUCUGCCUCCGCUGUUCCAUAGACGUCCAUGGCUCCAGUACGGGCCAGCUGGUGCCUGCCUACCUGCUGCUGGCGGAGGCCAACAUGGGUUUGGGUAAUCUAGCAGUGGUGGCGGACCUCCUGUCCCAGGCCGAGUGGGCCGUGUUGAAGAGCCCAGAGUGUGGUCACGCAGUCCAGCAGCAGCUGCACAGGAGCCUGGGCCACCUCUACACGGCGACUGGAAACCUGGAAACUGCUCUACUUCACUUUGCAAAUGAUAUAUACUAUGCCAGCGAGGAGUAUGGUCUGGAUAGCACAGUCACCUGCGAUGGCUACUUCUUCAUGGCUGAUGUCUUUGCCAAACAGGGGAAGAUGUCCAUAACUCGUUCCCUGUACUCAGCGGUGGCACACACUUGGCACUGCCAUCUGACCGAACUCCUCCACACCCAUGUCCAAUUUUUCCAAAACCCCGAUGAGCUGUUGGAGCCCUCGUAUGUUGGCCCGGGAGAACAACAUGGUGAAAACAAAGGCCGACGAGCUGAAGGGGACGAGAUGUUGAGAACCAUGUUGGAGUUUGAGCAGGACAACUCCAGAAAAGAACCCGCCCAGAUUGCCCUGGUGGCCCACUGCCUGGCCAUGCUCUGGUUUUUGGAAGGAGACAACCUGAAGGCACUGGGAUUUGGCGGCACGGCCCUGCAGGCCAGCCAGCUGAUACCAAACCGUGACCUGACAGAGGCCAUCCGGGGCCUGUUGCAGCUGGUGCAGAGUUUGCAGACAGGCCCACCUCCCGGUUCCGGCUAGUCACCGUCCCUUCCCUGCCUCUCCAUCUGCUCGGAGAUCCGCUCCAUCAGGACCGCUGUUUACCCCCACACAGACUCAGCCACGUGGAUGCGCUGAACUGCUGCAUUAAAUAAAAAGAAUUCAUCUGAAA